Messenger RNA from Orcinus orca (killer whale), 4711 nucleotides. RefSeq names its product syntaxin 2 (gene STX2). The record is from RefSeq and is a predicted model, not a curated record. Gene Ontology annotation, cellular component: presynaptic active zone membrane; SNARE complex; synaptic vesicle. Lineage: Eukaryota; Metazoa; Chordata; Mammalia; Artiodactyla; Delphinidae. Bases 1694 to 2476 code for a protein of 260 amino acids. Gene Ontology annotation, biological process: intracellular protein transport; synaptic vesicle fusion to presynaptic active zone membrane; exocytosis. Gene Ontology annotation, molecular function: SNAP receptor activity; SNARE binding. The transcript has 12 exons.
GACCAGGAAUCGAACCCUGGCCCCCUGCAGUGGGAGCACAGAAGCCCUGAACCACUGGACCACCAGGGGAGUCCCUAAAGAGCAUUGUUUUGGUAGUCACUUCUUUGUUUCUUUUUUCAUUAAUGGAAAAGCUAAGACAGUAUUACUAGGUCUAUUUCCUAAUGUCAGGUAAUUCUGAGAAUUCCAGAUAGAACUAAGGAAUAUAAGUAAAGGGUUAAAAAUGAGAAGGAAAAAAGAAGACAUUAGAGGAAACAGAUUCCAAGUCAUUGGCUCCCUCUUGGUCUGCAGGUACAGAAACGAAUGAUUUACCAGGAAGCGAAUGACUGAAUAAAGGUCACGCAUGAGACGUGGGCUUCAGCGGCGAGGAAGAAUUGAGUUUCUCUGGUAACUGUUUGUUCACCGCCUCCUGCACGGAGUGUGGUCUGUGUGUGAUGUGAUAGUAAAAUGACCGACUGCCCGUAGGGAGAGUGUCAUGUUGGAAACCAUCUCUCCUGAGCCUGGAAAUGAGUGAAUGUCUCUCCCGGAGCAGGUGAAGUAGCGGGCUUAGGUUCGCGACCGUGUCACACACACAACAGGCAUCUUCGUGUGGGCUUCGCCUCGAGGUGGUCUAGUGCCGCGGGGGUCAGGGGUGGGGCUGGGGGCGUGCAGGUGAAGCAAGACAGGUGUGGAUUGAUCGUCGUUGAACCCCUGCGAUGGACCCAUCGAGGGCCCAGUAUGUCAUUCCUUCCACUUUUGUGCGUGUUUGUCAUUUUCCACGGCAGAAAGUGAAACAGGCCGAACGCCGAGGCCUCUGAGAACCGCGAGUGGCUGUCAGCGGGGUGAGAUGUACGCCCCUGGCCCCGGGGAAUCCCAGCCCUGCUAGGCCACGUUCACGUUCACUCUCUCCCCUCCCCCGUUGAAUCUGCAGGGAGUUGGCUACUUACAGUUAAGUCCCUUGAGCCCUAUGAGCGCCCCAGCUGAGAAGCGACUGGGUGGUGCGCGGGGAGGCAGUGACGUGCGGGGCCACUCGAGGAGCGCGUGGUGUCGAAGGCCCGCGCGAGGCCGCCUGGCCCGGAGCUCGGAGGAGAGCUGGGAGGCCCGCUUCGCCUGGAGGACCCUCCUGCAGCCCUUUCUUCCGGGAGGAGGGCGGGGGCGGGGUUAAGAGCAAGGGCGUGGGCUGGAGUCAGAGGGGCAGGGCGGCCCCUCCUGGCAGAGGGCGGGUCGUGAAGUGGCGCUCGAGCGGGUGUGGGAGGUAAGUUCUGUCGUCCGGUGACUGAGCCAGGCGAGGGCAGCUCUUGCCGUUGGGGAGUGAGCGCAGUGUGGGAUCUGUGAGGUCGAACCCACCUGGUGCCCAAAGAGGCUGGGUGCUCAGCCGUCCAUGGGGUGCUGUGUGCGUGAAGUGGGGAUGCUCGCAGGCCUCGGGCGGCGCUGGAGGACCGUGUAGGAAACAUGAUGAUGGAGACACAACUGGUGUUGCUGAAAAGGACGCUUUUAUGGAUGACUUGUAAAGUACGGUGUUAUCCUGGGUCUUCCCAGCGGUCAGUUGCUUUCUUCCUCCGUGUUACUUACUCAGGUCUUCGCUACUGAGUCUUUCCUUAGUAAAGUGUUCCUUGAUUAUGAGUGUGGCCGUGACUGGGAGUUACUCAUGUAGGGAAAAUUGUGUAGGAAAACUGAUGAUGGAGACACAACUGUUGUUAUUGAAAAGGACCAUUUUAUGGAUGAUUUCUUCCAUCAGGUUGAGGAGAUCAGAAACAGUAUAGCUAAAAUAGCUCAGUAUGUUGAAGAAGUAAAGAAAAACCACAGCAUCAUUCUUUCUGCACCAAACCCAGAAGGAAAAAUAAAAGAAGAACUUGAAGAUCUGAACAAAGAAAUCAAGAACACUGCUAAUAAAAUUCGGACCAAGUUAAAAUCUAUUGAACAGAGUUUUGAUCAGGAUGAGAGCGGGAACCGGACGUCAGUGGACCUUCGGAUACGCAGAACCCAGCAUUCAGUGCUGUCUCGACAGUUUGUGGAAGCUAUGACCGCGUAUAACGAAGCACAGACCCUAUUUCGGGAGCGAAGCAAAGGCCGGAUCCAGCGCCAGCUAGAAAUAACUGGAAAAACUACCACUGAUGAUGAACUAGAAGAGAUGCUGGAAAGUGGGAAUCCCUCCAUUUUCACGUCGGACAUUAUAUCGGAUUCACAGAUUACUAGACAGGCUCUCAAUGAAAUUGAGUCGCGUCAUAAAGACAUCAUGAGGCUGGAGACCAGCAUCAGAGAGCUGCACGAGCUGUUCGUGGACAUGGCCGUGCUCGUUGAGACUCAGGGUGAAAUGAUCAACAACAUAGAAAAAAACGUUAUGAAUGCCACAGACUAUGUAGAACAUGCUAAAGAAGAAACGAAAAAAGCUAUUAAAUAUCAAAGCAAAGCAAGAAGGAAAAAGUGGAUAAUUGUUGCUGUGUCACUAGUUCUGGUGGCUGUGGUUGCUCUAAUUAUUGGCUUAUCAGUUGGCAUGUGAUGUGGUGGCUGACGUCAGCGUGCAUGCCUCCCUGCCGGCGCGGCAAAAAUGAUGUUCAUUAUUAUUUGCGUAGUUAUUUCGCUUGUGAUCCUUGGAAUUAUCCUGGCAACAACAUUGUCAUAGCAACCAUGUCCCAAGAGCCGUUUAUCCUUGGAGUCAGACCACAUCUGCAGCAAAUGAGCCUCCUCCCAUUUCAUGAAUGAAUCCUAGACAUUGUGACACGUGGCAUUGAGUGCUGACUUUUUAUUAGUGAAUUCAAGGAGAAAACGCAACAGAAUGUAUUGUUUGGUGAGAAAAGCGGAAUGGAUGUGAUGAGUUAACCCAGACAUCCUCGGACUCUACGUAACACACCACGAAAAAUUAACAAUGUGAAACUGGUUUCAAUGGCCUUAAAAUAAGGAAUUAUUGAAAUUUUCAGUUUUUUUUAUAUUUCAGUGUUAAAAAUGUAUGUGAGGUUUAAUUAGGAAUGUCUUAUGUUAUGAAGCUCUUAGAUGUGAGGUCUAAGACUUUCUUCCCUCUCCCAGCUAACAUGCUGAUUGAGACGUUUUUGUACUGUGUUUGUGUUUAUGUUUGCAAAAAUUAUUUUUAUUAUCACAGAGCUGUUUUGUAAGAUAUCUACAAUUUUAAAUGUUUAUAAAUUGUUUAAUAUAUUAACAUCUUAAUUUACUCCAAUUUUAUAUAUUAACUAUUGCCUUUUAAAAGAAAUAGGAAGGUUCAUGAUAUUAGAGCCAUUUUUGCACAGUUGUUUACAAAGUUUGCCAUCGGCCUAGAAGACAUUGGUUGCAAGGUUCCCCCAAAAGCCUUUGUAGUGCCUUCUGUUAAAAUUGAUUUAUAAGGUUUAAAUGCGCCCAACACCCUGCGGGAAAAGCUCGAUUAUUGUACUCAGCUCCAUUUCAGCUGUGUCAUUACCCAAGAUAAUAAAUUAGUUACUGCACUGUAAAGACAAUGGUCUCUUCUUUUACUCAUUACAAAAUAAGGUUUGUGAUUCCCUGUUUAACACUGAUAAAGUCUCAAUUUAAGAUGGUGAUAAAACCAAAUUUUAAACUCAAGGGGAUUAUUCCCAGACAUUACGUAAUUCUUUUAAAUUUCAGCCGUUGUACAGAUCACCUAAAUGUUCUUGUUCAGUACCUACUCUUCUGCUAAACUUUAAAAGUUAAUUCCCAAAGUUUACAGGAAUCUUUGAUAAUUAACAUUUUUAUUACUCAUUAUUUUUAGUAUAAUAUGCUUUAUUUUUAGACUGUAAAAUGUAUGAAAUCUUACUAGUGAAUGCACAUCUAUAAGAUAGCAUCUCGUCAAAAUUUUAAAUGAACAUGUGAAGGAUACUCAGAAUAUAGUUAACUCUUAUUACUUCUGUAUGCGAUUGUGUAAGCACAAGACUGUAUUUAACGUUGGCUUGAAAACUGAUAUAGAUACGCUUGACUGCAAACUGUUAAGUGUGAAUUAUAUUGGACCGUUUAGAAACUGUGUUCCUUAUUCAGUACAAUUAUGAAUUUCACUCAUUCAUACUUUAUACAUCUAACUGCUUAGUUUAGGCUUAAGUCUGUAUUUAUGCAUUUUAUUUACUUGCUGGUCAUCACUGUGUAGUCCGAAUUCCUAUAGGAGUAUCCUGGCUCUAGCAUAUAUAUUUCUUAAAUCUUUAAAAAGCCUGUCAGUGGGACACGCUCCCUGAUUUGUGCUUAAGUUGAAGGUGUGACUUGUCCUGAAGGAUAUUUAAAUUUCUAGAGAUCAUGCUUGUAUUAAUGUAACUUUUGUACAUCCAAACAUUUGUCUGUAUGAUUAUGUCCCUGUGCGGAGGAACUUUGUGCUCCCCCUGUGUCCCACUGUUCCCUUCAAGUUAAGUCUUUUUAGUCCCCACCUCUCAUAAUAAUUCUUACUGUAUUUUUUCAAGACAUUCUUUCUGGAUUUGAAGUACUUACUGAAUCUGUGUUUUCUAGUUGAAGAUAUGGAAGUGCUUUUUGAUUUGUACUUAGGUGUUUAAGUCAUCCAUCAGGUAACACAUUUUGUAUGUCUAAGCCUCAUGUACCUAUUUGAAAUGAGAUUUUUAAAAAUACACAUACAGGUUCAUUUGUUACUUUUUAUCAUUUCUUCAAAUAUUUCAUGUUUACAUUAAAAAAAAUCUCAGAGAACCAAAAAAGAAAUAUUUACUUUCUGCCUCGUGUUCAUUUCUGUAAAGAUUUUUGGGGAGAUAUUUUAUUGCAUAUCCAUUAAUAAAUUCUACUAUGAAAAUCACCUCUG